Molecule: messenger RNA, 309 nt
Organism: Monascus purpureus
Lineage: Eukaryota; Fungi; Ascomycota; Eurotiomycetes; Eurotiales; Aspergillaceae
Source: the annotation of a GenBank genome assembly
AUGUUUGCCCAGAAGUUGUCGUUAGAAGCCAGUCGGCCGAAGCUCAAACACGAGCAUCCAGAAGAACACAUCUUGCGCCCAAAUUUACAAUGCGCUGGGCCUGAGCUGGACACAAAUCCCUCAGUCGAGGGCAUACGGCACUACCUCGUCGAGCUACCCCCGCCAUACACCAACACCGACUGCAUUGGGAUCCGGGAGGCGUUGCUGCACAACAGCCACGAGGUUGGCUUCAGAAAUAAGCCCGCCCUGAUUCGGACGGCCACCUGCAUGAUGCGCAAAUGGCUGGGUUCCGGCAAGAUUUACAACUAG